CCACAGGCUAACUGGGACUGCACUCUUUGAGUUGAUAGCUUGUUUGUUAAGUCUCAGUUCAGGUUGCAGUUGACCGAGUGUGUUGUUUAAGUGGUCUUCUUUGACAAAUAUUACGACGUCGCACCGUUUGCGCUUCGCGCGGACGAAUAACGGUCCUCAGUGAUAUCGGUCUCGGCACUUUCGGAACCCACACCUUUGGUUCACCAUUGCACCCAUGGCACCCGAAGCGAUCACGUAACUAGAGAUCGGAUAGAAUUUUGCUCUCUCCCCUUCCACCAAAGUUUUGACGUCAGCUGGGGCCUCCCAGUUGGCUUUGCGACCGGACGCACGUGGGCGGGCCUAUGCCUAUGCCCAACAGAUUUCUACCUUCACUUACGCCCUCCCUCAUAAUCGCUUUCAUGGAGGUCCAAAAAGGCAGAAGAGGACGCUCGUUCUCAAGCUCGAUGAAAACAUAUCCCGCCAUAUCCCAGAUAAAUUUGGUUUUACCUCGCUGAUUUGCGGCGAACCCAGUUCAUGUCAUCCUGUUCUCUAACCUAGACCAGAGCACCAAUAAAGAUAGUUGCUGUUGUCAGCAAAUUAAUCAACAGCUAUGCCCGCUGCCACCACCCUCCAUGAGCGGUCCAGAAAUGGCAUCACCAAGUUCACCAACUGUCGUCUCGUCCGCGGCGCUUCUCUAGUUGAAGAGGAUCUAUGGGUCAGCUCCGUUACCGGCAAGAUUGUCCGCAGCCAAGCCGUCUUCUACGACCAUAAUGUUCUGCCGGACGAGAUCAUCAACCUGGGUGGCAGAAUCGUUUCUCCCGGUCUCAUAGACGUGCAACUAAAUGGGGCCUAUGGCUUCAACUUCUCUUCGACCUUUCCUGAUAUGUCGUCCUAUGGCAAGAAGGUUAAGGAACUCAAUCGGAAGCUAGUUGAAACUGGUGUCACCUCCUAUGUUCCCACUGUCACAAGCCAGACAAGCGAACUCUACCACAAGGUCCUUCCCUUCCUUGGUCCUUCGGGAGAUCACCAAACAGCUGAGGAUGGUGCGGAAUCUUUGGGCGCACAUGUUGAAGGCCCUUUCAUCAGCCAAACCAAGAAUGGCAUUCACAACGUGGAUGUUUUGAGAGAGGCUAAGACUAUGGAAGACCUUGAGGCCAUGUACGGAGUGGACAACAUCAAACCUGCAUCAACAACUGGCAAUCAGCGUCUACCCAUUCGAAUGAUAACAGCAGCACCCGAGUUAGGUCGCAUGAUGGAGCUUAUCCCUGAGCUGCAGGACAGGAACAUUAUAUACUCGAUUGGCCAUACCGAGGCCACCUAUGAAGAAGCAUCUUUGGCUGUCGCUUCAGGGGCAACAAUGAUUACUCAUCUAUUCAACGCAAUGCGCCCGCUCCACCACCGGAACCCGGGCGUUUUCGGAGUGCUGGGUAUCGCCGAGAGACUUCCCCGGCCGUAUUUUGGCAUCAUUGCCGAUGGCAUACACUUGCACCCGACCACCAUCAAAAUAGCGUACAGCGCACACCCUGAGGGUUUCAUCUUGGUCACGGAUGCCAUGCAUCUGGUUGGUCUGCCAGACGGUACUUAUGAUUGGACCAAUGGAGACCAGUGCAGCAGGAUUGUGAAGACGGGAUCAGUGCUUACCCUGGAAGGCUCCGGCACCAUCGCUGGAAGCUCUAUUACUCUGAUCGAAUGCGUGAACAACUUCCUGAGCUGGAGUGGAUGCACCAUCCCCCAGGCACUCAACGCUGUUACAGCCACGCCAGCUGCUCUCUUGGGCUUGCAAGGGAUCAAAGGCAGUUUGAAUCCCGGAGCUGAUGCCGAUCUGGUCAUCUUCUCGGAAAACAGCCAGUCUGACGGUCCCCAACUCUUGGUGGAUCAAGUAUGGAAGCGAGGAACAAGGGUUCACUAUCACGAGGACUUUUCCAUGCCUAGUCCCACAUCGAGUGUGAGCUCAUCAUAAGCAGCGAAUGUAUUAUUAACAGCGAACUCUGAAGGCUUUGUUGAAAAUUCCUAGGUACAUAUUAUGGAAGCGAUUCUGAAUCUGGUCCUUCUAGAUCUAUAGUGAGGCCACUAUAUCCUUUGACGCGUCAGAAAUGCAUGGAAUCGAAGAAUAUAGCUACUGCUUACCUACCCAACUACCCAAGUAUUUGCACUGUCCUUUUCCUAUAGAUGGACUGGCGCGUCGCGAGAAAGAAGUAAUCUAGCAACCCAACCUUCUUAUACGUGCGCGUUGGAUCAGAGACUGCCCUCUUUUCGUUUUGAAGUUUCCGCGAGCAAUAUAUGGUAUGAUUUCCUGGUAAGCCGGCGAUGUAGACGAGUGCGGAGACGCAUUUCCAAGAGCCAAAGAACGUCAGAU
This is a messenger RNA of Pyricularia grisea, 2335 nucleotides long. RefSeq lists its product as uncharacterized. The record is from RefSeq and is a predicted model, not a curated record. Bases 590 to 1939 code for a protein of 449 amino acids. The transcript has 3 exons. Lineage: Eukaryota; Fungi; Ascomycota; Sordariomycetes; Magnaporthales; Pyriculariaceae. Gene Ontology annotation, molecular function: N-acetylglucosamine-6-phosphate deacetylase activity. Gene Ontology annotation, biological process: N-acetylglucosamine catabolic process.